Molecule: messenger RNA, 309 nt
Organism: Mesorhabditis belari
Lineage: Eukaryota; Metazoa; Nematoda; Chromadorea; Rhabditida; Rhabditidae
Source: the annotation of a GenBank genome assembly
AUGUCUCGAAGUCAGAUGGUGAUUCCCGGAGAGGGUAUCGGUGAACUUCUCGCAACUUUGUGGGAGCUAAUCGACAAAUAUUCCUCGGAAUAUUUGGAUGAACAUAUUUCACCAGCAAAUCUUCAGAGGCUAAACGGUUUCGCGGUGAAGGCGUUCUACUCGCUUGAUUUAUUAUUGCAAAAAAGUGAAGCAAGCUUCCGCCCCUCGAUCACCGUUCCAUUUAUUCGUUGGCGAAAUUCCGAGGGGCUCAGCAAGAUCAUCGACGGCUUUGAGAAAGUUCCAACGGAGGAGGUUGAUGGAACUGCAGAA